UAGACCAAAACAAAGAUGGCGGUUCACGACGGAUUUGGUAUYGUCGACAUUGUUGUAUUUUCUUUGACUCUAGCAGGUUCCGCUAUAAUAGGAAUCUACUUUGCUAGAGUUGGAAGUCWUCAGAAAUCAAAUAAUGAGUAUUUAAUGGCUGGUAGAAGCAUGUCUUGUCUUCCUGUAGCGGUUUCUGUGCUCGCAUCGUUCGUCUCUUCCAUAGCUGUUCUCGGUACCCCAGACGAGAUUUACACGUAUGGUUGCCAGUAUUUUCUGUUAAUUUUUUCCACUUUUUUAACAAUACCUCUGGUGGCGUACGUUUAUUUACCAGUAUAUUAUAACCUUAAACUAACCAGCGCGUACGAGGUGAGUUUAAAAAGUUUAAUAUUUCGGGAAGUUCAGCUUACAGUGUAUGUGACCUUACAUAAGUUAUUAGGCUUUCUUACUGGGUUUCCUUUGUGGAUAGCUAUUCUAUCUAUUGGUUUGAUAUGUACCUUUUACACAACACUGGGUGGCAUGAAGGCGGUCAUCUGGACGGAUGUAUUCCAGGGUAUAGUCAUGUUGAUUGGUCUGUUUGUUAUCAUUAUCGUUGGGACAUCCCAUGUUGGUGGGAUUUCUAAAGUCUUUGAGAUUGCAAGAAAUGGGAGUAGGCUGGAUUUUGAUUAUUCUUUUGACCCAACACAUCGUCUUACAUUGUGGAUUGUUGUUUUUGUUGGAGUAUUUCAAAAUCUUCCUGUUUAUGUGACCAAUCAGACAGCAAUACAAAGGUUUUUAACUACAAAAUCAUUGAAAAGUGCUAGAAGGGCUGUAUGGGCAAACAUGCCUCUAACAUGGCUUAACAUGAUCAUUACUACACUAGUGGGACUUGUACUCUAUGCUUACUAUGCGACAUGUGAUCCAAUGGCRUCUGGCCACAUCAAAAAAAGAGAUGAAAUCUURCCGCACUUUGUAGUCAAUGUUCUUGGUAAAAGUGUUCCUGGACUGCCUGGAGUCUUUGUAGCUUGCUUGUUUUGUGCAACAUUAAGCACAGUGGCAUCUGGACUGAACUCCUUGGCUGCAGUAACUGUAGAAGAUUUUGUUUCCUAUUUCAAAGCCAUUCCACGUGAAAGGGAAACUUUUUAUUCUAAGCUUAUAGUUUUAGUGUUUGGUCUUAUAUCCUUGGGACUAGCAUUUCUUGCAUCCAAACUUGGCAUGAUCCUGCAGAUGAGUGCUACAAUGUUUGGAGUAAUAGGGGGUCCAAUGCUUGGAUUAUUUACCCUUGGAAUCUUAACAAAAACAGCAAAUACUAAAGGUGUCUGGGCAGGUGUCAUAGCUGGGUUUUGGGUGGUGACAUGGAUUGCUAUUGGUUCACAAGUGUAUCCACCAAACUAUCCCAUUCUACCAGUGUCUAUAGAUGGUUGYCUGUCUAAUAGUACAGCCAUCAAUGCCACUAUUCCAAUAAUGCAGAAAUCAAGCCACACAAUAUACAAUAUUUCAUUCUUUCUUUAUGGACCCAUUGGUUUCAUCUUUACAAUGCUUGUUGGUUAUAUCGUCAGUUUUAUAUUUAGGAGUGAUAACUAUCACAUUAUAGACUCACGUCUAGUCUUCGAUUACUCUUCUGUCUUCAACUGUAAUGGGAAUUGUAAAAGAAGAGAUGAAACUCUCUUGGAUGARCUGGACAGUGACCAGGAAACUGCUCCCCUAUACACUCAAGAUGUUAAAAUACAGUGAAUUCGUAAGGAGAUUCAAGUAAUCUUGUUAUUUAUAUCUUUUAUACAAAUAUUCAAACAUGCUUAUUUUUGCAAAAUCAGUAUGGUGUAUUCAAGUUGAUAAAUUUUCAUACAGCUUCUGCUUCUCUUUGUCCUUUGUCCUUUCGUCAUUUUCCUGUUUUGUUUUUAAAAAGGCUGUGUUCUUUGUUUUGUCAUAUAGAAAGAAAAACAUUUUGCAGUUUUCAUUGCUAUUCUUUACACUAAUUGCAAAGCAGAUAGUGUCAGCUCCAUGCUUACAUGUGCAUAAUCACUAAUACAGCACAGUUCUUGACCAAUCAGAGCGCAUGUACUAUCUAAGCUAUAUGAUAAUUAAGCGAUUGACUGAGGUUGACAGCAUGAGGUUUGA
Molecule: messenger RNA, 2085 nt
Organism: Actinia tenebrosa (Australian red waratah sea anemone)
Lineage: Eukaryota; Metazoa; Cnidaria; Anthozoa; Actiniaria; Actiniidae
Product: sodium-coupled monocarboxylate transporter 2
Biological process (GO): sodium ion transport; transmembrane transport
Cellular component (GO): membrane
Molecular function (GO): symporter activity
Source: RefSeq, a predicted model, not a curated record